AGUCGUAGAGCGUCCCCCACUCGGCGCGUCCGAAUUUUCUGCAUUCGGACGGUGUGAGGAGUUUUCGGCGGUCGCAUUCGCGAGCGAGGCUCCUGGCGGUUAGGAGCAACGCGGCCAUACUUGAGACACUGCGCACAGCGCACAACGGCGAUCGGCGCCAGCGCGCGUUGCAAUAUGCGGAAGUGAGCAUGGACAUCUCCAGCACGGUGCUAGUGUUACGACAGUGUAUGCACAUUUAGUGAUACAAACUAUGAUAUUUGUGCAUAGCUCGAUUAGAGCACUUAUGGUUUUGGUUUAAAUAAUCACAAGGACUGUGGAAUUUGUCAUACAUGGAAUCGAGGGCAGGUAUACGAGGCGGCCCGGGCAUGGACUCCCAACAGCAGCAGUACUGCCUGAAAUGGAACAGCUUCGGCUCCAACCUGGCCACCUCGUUCGCGAACCUCUGGAACUCAGAGAGCCUCGCAGACGUGACUCUCUAUUGCGAAGGUCGUCAGUUUAAAGCACAUAAAGUUAUCCUGGCAGCAUGCAGCAAACACUUCCAGGAGUUAUUCGACACUGCACCGCCAAGUCAUGCUGGCGCCUGCUAUGUAUUUCUCGAAGCUACCACCGCAGACAACAUGCAAGCACUCCUCGAGUUCAUGUACAAGGGAGAAGUCCAUGUCAGUCAAGACGCUCUCUCCAGCUUCUUGAAAAGUGGAGAGAACUUACAGGUUAAAGGUUUAUCUAUGGAGAUGUCCCAAGAUGCUUGGGUGAAACAACAAACUCAGCAAUCAUCUGAACGUCAUCAGACUCGCAUCAAGACAAGCCCAGUAUCUGGUUCAGGGAACUGUGACAUUCAGGACGCAGCUCCCCCUCAGACUCACGGAGCUACUUUUGCACCAAUUGGCAUGCCUCAAUAUGGCAUGAAUCUACAUAACAGUAGCGGUAGUAUGAGUCGCUAUGCUCCACCAGCUCACGUGCCCAUACAUUCGUCUACACACCGUAGACCACCGCCACCAAAACCAUCACCGUCUCAAAGUCCACAUGCUAGGAAUUACAGACAGAGUUCAUCAUCUUCUCAUUGCGGCAGUGUCGCUGAUGAGCCCGACACUCGUUCAUCACCAGGCGCUGGCGCUAGAUUUGAAGAGACUCCUCCGGACUGUACUUCUAGUCUUGCUAACCCUGUGAAGAACAACGGAUAUGAACGAGCUGCUUCUGUAAACGAUGAAAUGAUUGAACGCCUCUCAAAUGAUCAAGGAGCUGAAGGAUCGCGUCAUAUUUCAGAUUUGCGGGUUAAAAAUGAAAAUGAUUACCAUGCUAGCAGUUAUAACAAUUCACCACCGCCCGCUAUUCCGAUACCGACCAGCAACUACCACGAGAAGCCACAUGAGACCUCUCCAGUACCACCUAAACCUAGCCCCGACAUAUGGCCCGCGAAACUGAUUACGAGCAAAUCCGGUGGAAUUGCUACUGCUGAUGGUAAAAAAUUAAAGUGUCCAUACUGCGAGCGAUUAUAUGGAUAUGAGACAAAUUUGCGCGCUCACAUCCGACAGCGGCAUCAGGGGAUCCGCGUGCCAUGCCCUCAUUGCACGCGCACAUUUACGCGCAACAACACCGUGCGCCGCCACAUUGCACGGGAGCACCGUCACCAGGUCACUCCUCAUCUACCACAAGGCCCUCUCCCAAAUCACACGCAGUAAAUCUGCCCUUUAUUUUUUUAAAUAUAUCAACCGAUCUACCUCUGCUAUUUCCGACUAGCACGGGCUAUCUACUGAGUUUCUAUUGACUUUCUACAUCAACCUGCAGAUAGUCAAUAGGCGCUUCGUGUAUCUUUAUGAUUGCCUGUGUUGUCACUUUACUCUUGUAACUUUCGUACAAUAUAUUAUUACCUCGUUGAUGCAUAUUAUGUAACAGUGUCUACCUCAAAAUUGAUCUUAAGAAUUUUUUAAGAUUUUGGAAUUUUGCGAUUAUUGUUACUUAAUUUAAUUUUUUUCCGUGUGACUUCGAAUGGUUGCUCAGUGCUCGUCUCUGUUUGGUACCGUGUUUUAAACAUUUUGUACCUUUACUGCACCCUCAACUUUACGUAUCUUAAUUUAACUGUGAGAUAUAGUUACCUUUUGUAGACGAUUUAUUUGAGCUCUCGAUCGAUUAAACAUAGCUUGUAUUGUAUUAACUGAGCUAGGAAAUCUUAGAAUUGAUGUUGAGACUGAUGGUCAUAGGCUUAGUGUAUGUAAAUAAUAGGAGAAUAUUCGCCUUGGCCUAGGUUGAGACACGCGUUUGACGUUGCAUGGUGGCAAAAUUGUUUUGUACAAUUAAUAUUAUUCACUCUUAUUCAAUAUUCACUAUAACAAUAGACUGUUUAACUGGUUUUAGUUAUAUAAUUUGAACACAUCUGUGAUACAAUAGGACAGGCUCUGUAUAUUAUUUUAGUUUUUGCCACUUUGUAAUUUUAAGAACAAAAUACAUGGAAGUUUAAACCGCUAAACAUCGUACGCAGUUUUGUACUGUACAGUGAAAUGUUUUUAUUUUGUACAAAGUACAAUUUGCCCUAGGUACAUAAGUAGGUAGGUAAAACGUGUUAAAAAAAUGCAUGCAAGGUUGGAGGCAUGAAUGUGUUUACAAUUCACUACCGUCGUUUGUUCCAGGCUCGCCAGCGGAAGUUACUAUUGAGACCAAAUUAUUAUAUGUUUUUACGCGAUGGUGUCGAUUUUAACAUUCCGUUUAUUGUGUUUUUCGUCGUAGUGUGUUUAGAUAAAGGCCACUUAUUACUUUUGUAUACCUAGUCAUUUCAAGUGCAACCAGUUGAGAUUUAAAGAAUAAUUAUUUAAUAAAUAUAAGAGAGAGCGAUGAUGUCAUUGUAUUAUAAUUGUUGUGUUAACGUCGUCGUCUCUCAAUACCUUAUUGAAGAAUAUACGUAAUAAUUAGAUUCCGAUAUGCAAUUUUAAGUUGUUCUUUAACUCAAAGCAAAUGGGACAGUGCCAAAUAACCUCAAUGUUAAGUUCACAUCUAUAAUUUAUUUUAUUUUUGUUAAGUGUGAAUGUAGCCACUGUGUGUUUUAUUCCUGAUAUUUAGGAAUGAGUUGCAUUCAUAUUUAUUAUAUUUAUAUUUUAGUGUACAUUAAAUUUUAUUUUUUUAUGAUUAACGCUAUACAAAGGCUCAGUGAUUCUUUUUAUUAAAACGUUAGUUUCUGUAUUAUCAAAGAUAUGUUAUACCUCAUUUUUACUUGAUCGUAUUUAAUUGAUACAAAUGUGCAGUCCUCCUAGUGUCGGUAACGAUAAAACUGUUUAAGAAUUAUUUAAUCUUUAUAGCUAAAUAUAUAUUCACUUAUUCUUAAGCUUGCUAAAAUAUUACAACACAAUAGUUAACAUUCAAAUUUGGUUUUGAACAGUAAGUUGUAACAAUGAUAUAGAGCGAUUUUAACAUAUUUUACUAAAAAAUACUUUUUUCAAUAGGUUUCAUAUUAUGGAAUGUUUAACUUUUGGAAUAUUGUGAAAGAAAAGAUUAUAAAAGUAUAUGAUUGUGGCCUGGAAAUUAUAAUGAUUUUUAAAACUGGUAAUUGCAAUUUCACUUUCGUUUAUGGUGGAGAUUGAUUUUUAUUAUUAUAAAACAGUGAAAAUACCUUAAAGAAGGAACAAAAGGUGUUCAACAGAGAAGGUCAUACAUUAGAACCGUUUGAGGUUUCAAUGUCUUUAAUAUUUUCCACUUAUUGCGUCUGACUGGCUAACCGUCUUGACAAAGUGUUGGUAUUCACACGAGUGGGGUUAUAACGGGAUACGAUUAAAAAUAUUUUGUUGUUUUUUAACGUUUAUUAUAAUUAUUAUUAUGUUACAUAUUUUUGGCAUUCUUAAUUUAGGUACUAUUGUUAGUAAGUGUUUUGCUACUUCAAUUAUAAAUUGUUAAAAUUAUUUUACUAUAUUUGGAAACAUAAGUAGGAAGAUCGACAUUAAGUAGCUAUUCAGUUUUAUUGUUUCUUUUCCAAUGAAUUUAAAAUUCAUAAAUGUGAUUUUUUUUGACAUUUAAUGUUUAUUUGUGAUACAUAGAAGGGAAUAGCAUUAAUGCAUCACGUUUUAAGUUUUUUUUUUUAUGAUUUUGAAGCAAUUAUUUUUUAAUUAAGAGGUAUAAAAGGAUUCUCUGAACAUUUGACACUAAGGGAUCGCCAUUAAGAUAUAUUUUCGGUCUAUAUUCUUAAGGUACAAAUUAAAUAUCACAAUAUUAUAAGUCAAUUUAAAAAUCAUGGCGACAACAAUCUGUCGCAAUUUUGUUCAUAAAACCCAUUUGUUUAAAAUGUUGUGUACUAGCUGUGGAAUAAUUAAAAUCAUGUCUAAAUUAAGUUUGCAUUGUUAAAAUUAAUGUAAAAGGACAAGUUACUCGAAGUCCCUUAUAGAGUUAAUGUUGAAUUGAUGAGAUAAGAUUUCACACUAAGUCGAUGUUUCGCAGUCCCUUGACCUCGGUCGAUCUCUCUCGCUUUUGUCGUCGUAACUCUGUUUAAUGAAUGUGCAAAAUUGUAUAGUUUGAUGAUAUUGAAUAAUUAUGUUCUAUAUCUAAUAUUACGGGAUAAGGGAUUUUUGAAGAUGAACGUUCUGAUAAGAUCGGUUUGAGCAAGUGAAUAGGAAAAAAAAGUGUCGAGAAAGAUGUCGUUUAGUAAUGAUCACUCUCUUAUAGUGAUGUAACGCUUCACACUGCGUUCUAAUUAUUUCGCUGGCUCAAAACUGCAUUUACGACUUCUUAAAUACUUUAUUUUAUUAUUUCUGUUUGGGCUCAUUGUCUUUAAGAUUCUUUUAUAUUUUUAAUAUACUGUAUAAGUUUUCUUUAUGUAAAUAAAUCGCGAUAUGUCGUGAUGGUAAAGCCAAAGAUUGUUACGGGUACGGUGACCCUCUGCCGUCACACGGGCGUCCGCGGCCACCCCACAUUCGAGUUUGAAUAUUUGGAGAUUUCGCUGGACGAGCCUCAUCGGUAUUUCAAAUAAGGUUCGCUCGAAUGUGGAGCACCGCACCGCUCUUUAGUAUGUAAGGUAAUCUACCUCGAGGAAUAUAACUUAGUUAUAAGUAAGUUUUUAAAUAGAUUUUUAUAUGAAGGUAUAAUGUAAUCUAGUUUUUAAGAGAAAAUAAAAAGAUAAAAAAAAUAUAUUAAAGUACAAAUCUACUACCUCAGGAUUCAAGUAUGUCACUCGGAAUUCUAUGACUUUCGUGCAAGUAUUAAAUUAACGUAUAUAUAAUGCAGAUUAUUUAGGUCAUGGAGAUAUUUAUGAUGUUUUGGACUGAACGUUUUGCGGAACAAUUUUAUGUAUUGCGAAUGGGUGUUAUUACAUUUGGAGUUCAGUUGUUUUAAUCAAAACUUUAUUAUGGUACACGUUAAUUGAAUCUCUGCGAGGUAGUUAGUGCUAUCGACUCAGUUAAACGCUCAAGUGAAUAUCGUAUAUGCGAGCUCUAUUCAAGGUUACCUCUAUGCUGAGUUGAUGGAUCUAAUGUAUGUUAAGUAAGUACGUGUUAAUUAGGCUAGUUAUUAAUAAUCUCAUUGAUGUUCUACCUCAUGUUAUAACACAAUAAGCGAGAGAUCGGUCCCGAGUCAUUCAGGGUAAUCUAAUUGUACCUUCUUCACUCUCAGGAGUAUAAAACAUUUUUUUUUUCAUAAUUUUAUUAUUAUUACUUUUUUUCCCCAGUUAUUUCAUGUGUUGCAUAGAUGUUACUAUGUUUUAAGAAGAUGAAAAAUGAGAACUUAUUGUUUGUUAGGUUUCUGCAAAUUAAAAAAUUGUAACAAAAAUA
Messenger RNA from Danaus plexippus (monarch butterfly), 5741 nucleotides. RefSeq names its product zinc finger protein chinmo (gene chinmo). The record is from RefSeq and is a predicted model, not a curated record. Lineage: Eukaryota; Metazoa; Arthropoda; Insecta; Lepidoptera; Nymphalidae. Bases 330 to 1679 code for a protein of 449 amino acids. The transcript has 7 exons. Gene Ontology annotation, cellular component: nucleus. Gene Ontology annotation, biological process: regulation of transcription by RNA polymerase II. Gene Ontology annotation, molecular function: protein binding.